Peniophora sp. CBMAI 1063 is the source of this 1032-nucleotide messenger RNA. NCBI's taxonomy places the organism in Eukaryota, Fungi, Basidiomycota, Agaricomycetes, Russulales, Peniophoraceae. The record is from the annotation of a GenBank genome assembly.
AUGCCAGUAUCCUUGAUCGCCGACGUCCGCAGCUCGGACGACAUCGGCGAAGAGGAAGUUCUUCUCCAUCGCGGACUCCAGCUCGAUCUCACAUACGCUACCUCUGCCGUUGCCUUGCCCUUCUAUGCAAGCGAACUCGUUGCCCAUGACCGGAUCACGAUCGGUAUGACCGACAACUACGUCACCGUGUACCGCGGCGAGUUGAGGUCGACAUCCGACUCGGAGCCUGAAGACAGUGUCAAGGUCGUCGUCAAACUUGCGUCGGACUCGAAAUCGUACAACGCUCUCAUACGCGAGGGGAAACUGUACGCCGGGCCGUUGCGUGAUAUGGCUGAUAGAGUCGUGCCCACUUGUUAUGGCAUGUUCGAGGUGCUCAAUCGCGAUCCGGAGGACGAGGAGUCUGCUUUUGGUUGCUUGAUCCUUAAGGACUAUGGAGAACAUGUGGGGUUGUUUUUCAGCAUGGAUGAAGUCUUUCGGAUACGCCUCUUCAACGCCGUCAACGAGCUUCAUAAGGACAAGCACGUUGUACACGGCCAGCUCGAACCUUGCAACGUCAUGCAGAAGGACGGGUGGCCCAUUCUCAUCGACUUCAGUCGCGCAAGACAAAAUCACGUGUGUAAGAUCAACCGUGAGAGCAUCCAUGAGUUCGGCAAAGACGCAGCGCCCGAAUACGACGACUUCCCCUGCAAAGAGAUGUACGAGCUCGCGAAGAAGUUGCGUGCAUGGAGACCAUCGGCCUUCGAAUGCUACGGCCUGUAUUUCGACCUAACAUACCUUGACAGAGCUGAAGACAUCGCCUUUGAGGCACCAGCCCACUAUACCCCCACCGAUGCGCUGAUCGAUGCGCAUGACGCCAUCGCCCAGUACUAUGCUGAGUGGAUGCCGAAUAGCGAGCUGAGGCGGGAACAUCAAGCUUUGGUGAAGGGCAAGCUGGGAUCCUUAUGUGAGGCUUGGGAGAAGAGGGUCGCAGAGCUGAAGAUAAUCAAACGGAGACAGCUUGCCCGCAAGGCCGCUGAAGAUGCAGCCGAGUAA